CGAUGGAAUCGGAGUGGUUUCAUUAUCAAACCAUUCAUUUUCCUCACUUUUUUCCUAAUCAAACAGCAUGUCUCACCGUAAAUACGAAUGUCCUCGUCAUGGACACAUGGGUUUCCUUCCUCGUAAGCGAUGCACUCACAACCGCGGUCAUGUGCGCAGCUUCCCCAAGGACAAGGCUGACCAGAAGCCUCAUCUUACCGCUUUCAUGGGAUACAAGGCCGGUAUGACUCACAUCGUGCGUGUCUUGGACCGUCCCGGAAGCAAGGCCCACAAGCAGGAGAUCGUGGAGGCUGUGACCAUUCUGGAAACUCCUCCCAUGGUCGUGGUGGGUAUUGUGGGAUAUGUGGAGACUCCUCGCGGUCUGCGCACCCUGACCACCGUGUUCGCUGAGCACUUGGAUGACUCUUGCAAGCGCCGCUUCUACAAGAACUGGUACAACAGCAAGAAGAAGGCCUUCACGAAGUACGCUGCCCGCAUGGCUACGGACGAGGGCAAGGAGGCCAUGGAGCAGAAGCUGAAGAAGAUCGUGGACUACUGCCAGGUGGUGCGUGUGCUGGCCCACACCCAGAUCCAAAAGCUGAAGAUCGGUCAGAAGAAGGCCCAUCUGAUGGAGAUUCAGGUGAACGGUGGCAACAUGGAGGAGAAGGUGGCGUUCGCGAAGAGCCUUCUGGAGAAGGAGGUGAAGGUGAGCGACGUGUUCGAGCCGAGCGAGAUGAUCGACACGAUCGGUGUGACGAAGGGUAAGGGCUUCGAGGGUGUGACCACCCGUUGGGGCACCACUCGUCUUCCUCGCAAGACGCAUCGUGGUCUGCGUAAGGUGGCUUGUAUCGGUGCCUGGCAUCCUUCGCGUGUGCACUUCACCGUGCCUCGUGCGGGUCAGAACGGAUACCAUCACCGCACCGAUGUGAACAAGAAGAUCUACCGCAUUGGAGCUGCGGGCGACGCCAAGUCCGCUUCCACGGAGGCCGAUCUGACGGAGAAGAGCAUCACUCCCAUGGGAGGCUUCCCUCACUACGGAGAGGUCAACAACGACUGGAUCAUGGUGAAGGGAGGUGUGAUGGGAUCCAAGAAGAGAGUCAUCACGCUCCGCAAGUCCCUCCGCACGCACACGCGCAGAUCCGACCAGGAGAACAUUGUCCUGUCCUUCAUCGAUACCUCCUCCAAGAUGGGUCACGGAAGAUUCCAGACCACCGCCGAGAAGGCCAAGUUCUAUGGAACCCUCAAGAACUAAGAGAGUCGAACGAUCGAUUGGGAAAUAA
Messenger RNA from Blastocystis hominis, 1259 nucleotides. RefSeq lists its product as hypothetical. The transcript is spliced from 2 exons. NCBI's taxonomy places the organism in Eukaryota, Bigyra, Opalinata, Blastocystidae. The record is from RefSeq and is a predicted model, not a curated record. Gene Ontology annotation, cellular component: cytosolic large ribosomal subunit; ribosome. Gene Ontology annotation, biological process: ribosomal large subunit assembly; translation. Gene Ontology annotation, molecular function: structural constituent of ribosome; RNA binding. The coding region runs from base 68 to 1231 and encodes 387 amino acids.